Molecule: messenger RNA, 711 nt
Organism: Macroventuria anomochaeta
Lineage: Eukaryota; Fungi; Ascomycota; Dothideomycetes; Pleosporales; Didymellaceae
Product: cysteine proteinase
Exons: 4
Coding region: 1-711 (236 amino acids)
Biological process (GO): proteolysis
Molecular function (GO): cysteine-type peptidase activity; deNEDDylase activity
Source: RefSeq, a predicted model, not a curated record
AUGCGAACGGAUGUCGAGAGCAUCAAGGAUGACUGGCUCACAGACAACGCUAUCGCGUUCUGGCAAGAAUACCUCGAACGCGAAGAUCUACAGGCCUUUCCCAAAGCCUCGAUCGUUCUCCUCCGCCCCUCAAUGAGCUUCAUGCUCAUGCAAUCACCCGAUCCGCUCUCUCUCAAAGAGGCCCUGCCCAAUUUCAGUACGACCACACACGUCUUCCUCCCCAUCAACGACAAUGCCGACGUCACAGCCGCAGAAGGCGGGUCGCAUUGGUCAUUACUGCUCGUCUCCGUCAUCGAUGGUGUAGCUUUCCACUACGACUCCAUGUCCGCUAGCAACGACCGGGAAGCGCGGGGCACAACAAUGAAGAUGGAACAACUGCUUGGAAAGAGGCUGCGAUUCAUACCGAUGCACGACUCGCCGCAGCAGGAGAACGGCAGCGACUGCGGUGUCUUCGUUUGCGUGUUGAUGAAGCAUCUGCUGCUUAAGAGAUUAUUGAGAGCGGACGCAAGCAGGAAGAUCAGUAUGAGCAUGAAGGACGCACACAUCAACGCGCGAGAUGGGCGCAAGCAGAUGCUGAAGGUCAUCGAGGAGAGGAAGGAGGAAGGCGAGAGACGGCGAUCACGCAGCCACUCGCCAUACCGACCGCAUUCGGCGCAAUCGAAGAGCCCACCUCGCAUCGGCGCCGAGCAGGAAGAGGAGACGAAGCAUUGA